AUGGCGUCCGGAACGACCGGAACGAAGCUGAUCUGUGUCGCCGUGUGUUUGGGGUUGUGGUGUACUACCAGGCAGGUAGCUUCAUCGUUGAGCGGAACGUCCGCUAUUGUUGUCAAUGAGAAUGGAUACGAUAACGUAGCUGUAGCAAUUAAGCCAGGAGUUACUCCAAACAAUGAACUCAUCGAAAAAAUAAAGUUGAUGUUUAGUGAGGCAUCCGUCCUUCUUUACCGAGCAACCCACCACCGUCUGUUCUUUCGCAAUGUCACCAUCUUCGUACCCAAGACCUGGCCACACCACUCCAGCUACCAUUCCCAAAGCAAGUUGGUCUACGCAAACUCAGACGUCGUCAUCGAAUCAUCAAGCGGUCGCAGUGCAUCGCCACCUUACACUAGACAGCACAGAGGGUGUGGCAAAGAAGGAUCCAAUGUAAACUUCAUGGAUUCGUUUCUACUGGAUCCUAACCUCAGAAAUAAUUAUGCAUCGCUUGGUCACAUUUUGCUGCACGAAUGGGGCCAUUACCGAUGGGGUCUAUUCGACGAGAUCCCAACAGAUGUAAAUGACCACUUCUUCUUCUCCAGUCUCACCAAGCAAUUUGAAGGCUCAAGAUGCUCUGCUAACAUCACAGGCAAUUCUAUGAAGUUAGACGGAAUAUCACAACGGGAGUGUUACGGUAACUCUAGUGUUGGGUACGAGGUUGACUGUCGCUUCGUCCCCACAGAAAGUCAGCACGAAGCCACGUCAUCCGUCAUGUACGGACUGGGAAAAUAUGACACUAUCACAGAUUUCUGCGAUUCAGACCCGACAAAUGUGUCAACCUUACACAACCACGAGGCAUCCAACCAGCACAAUCGACUCUGCGACCGGCAAAGCAACUGGGAUGUGAUGAAGAAACACACCGAUCUCAAGGAUGGCAGCAACCCCCCGCGUGAGUUUAGAGAUGAAAGUGAAUUGCUGCCCACAUUUAACAUCGUACAACAAAACGACAGCAAGUUGGUCCUCUUGUUGGAAACAUCUCGGCAGAUGCUGGGAGAGCCAUUGGAGAGAAUGAUGAGUGCAGUGACUGCUUUCAUCAUGCAGGAGGCCCCUAUCGGUGCCUCAAUCGCUAUCAUGCGCUACCACAACGUGGCUGACCGUCUUAUUGAUGGCUUCGUGAGAAUACAGUCGGACGAAGACCGUCACACUCUAGUCAGUGUACUACCAACCCAUACGUAUGGAGCCACGUCUGUAGGGGACGCGCUAUUCAAAGCAACUGUGAUGUUGGAAGAUUAUAGCGUCGAUACGACCGGUGACCGCAUUCUUAUUAUAAAUGCUAACGCAGGGAACCAAUUCCCGAGUAUUGAUUAUACCAAAUCUAAAGUCUUGUCAGCCAAUGUCAUUGUGGACGCAGUGGUCAUAACGCAGAACGCUGAACCGGAGCUGUUUACAAUAACCGAACUAACAGGAGGAACUGUUUACUACGACACACCUGACUCGGGCUCAGUCGGAUCCAUGGUGGAGGCAAUGAAAAGAUCCCUCGACCGGUAUGACGUCAGUGAUGACGAGAAACGGUUCCAGGUUUUGGGAGCUUCUCUGACGGUGCUUCCUGAGGGGUCUGAAGAGAAACUUGUUUACAUUGAUUCUACGAUUGGGAGAGACACACGGUUUGCAGUGUCGUGGAUUCUUGAUUCACCGGUCGUUGCUCCCGUCGUUACGUUGAUCGACCCCAGUGGAAGUAGUUUGACCGACUCGUACCCUGGGUAUUCUAAUAAUACCGAGCUAGGACUGUCUUCGUAUCACGUUCAGGGACAUGCAUUGGAAGGUCCAUGGAAGGUUGUUAUUGGGAACUCAGACGCCUCCCGGUCUGUCGAAAUUCACCUUUCCGUGACGUCAGCCACAAUAAAUCCUGACGUGCCGCCUAUAACCCUGACGUCAGCUAUGAAUGAGCUUAGCAACAACUUUCAAGUCACUAAUGAACCGUUGACGAUUUAUGCAGAGGUCAAGCAAGGUUACCGGGCAGUGGUUAACGCUGACGUUACUGCCUUGGUAUCGAUACCGAAAUUACUCGAUCCAGUCGAAGUUCGGUUACUCGACAAUGGAGCGGGUGCGGAUAUAACAAAGCAUGACGGCAUUUAUUCCGGAUGUUUCACGAACUACACGGUGGAUGGUUUGUAUGGCGUGGGGUUAAAGGUCGAGAAUGACGGUGCGGCUGAACUUAUUGACUUUCCGGCAUCGCUGUCCCCACCACGCACUGUCGGUUCUGACAGCAACAGUGCUCAAUCUGAAAGUACGUUACAAAGGCUCAGGGCUCGUGCCGUUGGCAAUCCAGCGCCAAUUUUCAAGCGUUUGGUUUCAGCUGGUGCCAUUAGGAUGACCGGUGUUCCACCCAACGGCACAGACGAACUACCCCCUGGAAAAAUAACAGAUCUUAGAGUUGUCGGUACAUCGUAUAAAGAUAAGACUGUUGAGCUUGAAUGGACUGCGACUGGGGAUGACUUUGAUAGUGGGAAAGCCAAGCUGUACGAACUUACCCGUGGGGCUAAUGUAGAUGCAUUCCUCGCAGGCACGGGGACGGUUCCUAUCCUGCAAUCAGACAUUAAAUAUGGUAACCUCGUCGACCCUAAACCAUCGGGUUCGACGGAAACAUUUACCGUCCUCGUACCCAUCGACGCUGGAGUAUCGUCAUUUGCGUUUUCCGUCGCUGCUGAAGAUGACGUCGGCCUGAAAUCUCCCCCGUCUAACGUUGUGUUCGUCACAGUCCGAGAAUACAUUCCCACAGCUCCGUUCCCAACUACGCCUGCGCAAGACGCCUCGAGCCCGAUGACGACCGAGCCAACAGUCACAAUAUCGAUACCGUAUACAACCGUCAAACCGAUACUCACUCGAACCGAAGUAAUUGUUAUAGGUGUAAUCAGCAGUGCCGGGAUUCUAUCAGCAAUAAUCAUCUCAGCGGUAUCGAUUACCAAAUAUUUGUUGAACUCAAAAGUUGUUCCUUCACGACCGGUAUCGAAGGCAUCAAUUGACAGUACUCGUCGAUUUCUUGAUAAAAAGGAUUGGGAGGGUGGUUCGAUGAAGAUUGUUGAUUUAGAGGCGCAGGGUAUGGAGUCAGAAAUCUGA
Asterias rubens (European starfish) is the source of this 3093-nucleotide messenger RNA. Its product is annotated as calcium-activated chloride channel regulator 1-like. The transcript has 15 exons. Lineage: Eukaryota; Metazoa; Echinodermata; Asteroidea; Forcipulatida; Asteriidae. The record is from RefSeq and is a predicted model, not a curated record. Bases 1 to 3093 code for a protein of 1030 amino acids.